AUGCACCCCCGUACCGCGGAAUCACUCCGCCUCCCACUUAUUGAUCUCCCUACGCCCCGUACCGUUACUAUGCUCGAUGGGUCGAGCCCCCAGGCAGGCAAAAUCUGGAAAAAGGCAAUCCUGACCUUCUCCUUUGAUGGCAAGAAAAUGACAGAGACCUUCCUUAUUUGCAACACAGGAUCUCACGCCGCCAUCCUAGGAUUGAAAUGGCUAGACGCACAUAACCCAGAAAUUGAUUGGAACGCACAAACCCUCUCCUUUCCCCAUGCACCGCCAGAACACGUGGCCAUUGCCGAAGAGGAAGAAGCAGACAAAAACCCUCUUGAAGGAGUACCCCCCGAGUACCACCAGUACGCUAAGGUAUUUGGGGAAGAAGAAUUCAACAAGCUUCCUCCCCACCGACAUUAUGAUAUAGGAAUUGAGCUCACGGAAGAAGGCCCCCUCAACUCACCACUCUACAGUAUGACUGAUGCCGAGUCCGCUACACUCAAGGACUGGCUCAGGGACGAGUUGAAGGCAGGGAAAAUCCGUCCUAGCAAAUCUUCCAUCAGCUCACCUGUAAUGUUCGUGCCCAAAAAGGAUGGGUCCCGCCGCUUGGUUGUUGACUACCGCCGCCUGAACAAUCGGACAAAGAAAAACGUUUAUCCAUUACCCCGUCCAGAUGACCUUAUGGCCCAGCUCCGUGGCGCUAAGGUCUUUACCAAACUAGACCUAAGAUGGGGGUACAACAAUGUCCGAGUAAAGGAAGGCGAUGAAUGGAAAACUGCGUUCCGCACCAAGUACGGCUUAUACGAGUCCCUAGUUAUGACAUUCGGUCUUACCAACGCCCCCGCCGCUUUCCAACACUUCAUGAAUGAAUUGUUCAAGGAUCUGUUAGAUGUAUGCGUCAUCAUAUACCUUGAUGACAUCCUGAUCUAUUCCAAGGAUGACGCAUCACACACCAAACACGUUCACGAAGUCCUGCGUUGGUUAAUGGAAAACCAAUUAUUCUGCAAGGCCUCAAAAUGCACCUUCCACGUAACAUCUGUGGAAUACCUGGGAAUAAUUGUUUCGGACAAAGGGUUCAGCCUGGAUAAGCUCAAAAUCCAGGCGGUACAAGAAUGGCCGGUUCCAUCAAAAGUCAAAGAAGUCCAGUCCUUCCUUGGGUUCGCCAACUUCCUCCGCCGAUUUGUCGCAAACUUUAGCCACAUAGCACGCCCCCUGCACAAUCUGGUAAAAAAGGAUAUGCCAUGGAAAUGGGAAGAAAGGGAACAAGCAGCCUUCCAAGGGUUGAAAGACGCCAUCACCAGCGCUCCGGUUCUCCGUCAUGCCGACCCAACCAAGCCCUACUUCUUGGAAACGGACGCCUCUGGUGCAGCCCUAGGGUCUAUACUCAGUCAACGGCAGGAAGAUGGGCGCCUACAUCCUCUUGGCUUCCUAUCCGAAUCAUUCAAGGGAGCUGAGCAAAAUUACGACACACACGACAAGGAGCUCCUAGCAAUUAUUCGCUCCUUCGAGUACUGGCGUAUAUUCCUGGAAGGCACCGCGCAUCCCAUCACCGUUUUCACAGACCAUCGUAAUCUGGAGUACUGGAAGGAGUCCAGAACCUUCAAUCGCCGCCAUGCACGCUGGCAUCUCCUCCUGGCCGGAUACAAUUUCCAAAUUGUGUACCGCCCUGGUAAACAGUCCGGCAAACCAGAUGCCUUGUCCCGACGACCAGACCACGCCGAUGUUCCACCCGCCAAUCAAACCAUGCUCCCUGACCCCGUAUUCGCCAACGUAGCCUUGGUAACACCCAAGAAGGAACUUCAACGCCAGAUUGAGGCCGCCUUAGACCAAGACGAAUCCCUGGAGGAAAUUCUCCAAUUCCUACAAAACGAGUCCAAGGCACCCCCCUCAAUUAAGCGCGCAUUCAAGGAUUACGCAAUGGAAGCAGGGUUGUUAUUCUACCAAGGGCGCAUAGUAGUACCAGACGUUGGAACAUUAAGGACGGAUCUGCUCCGCAUUUUCCAUGAUAGUCCCUUAGCCGGACACCCGGGCAGGCAACGUACAUUGGAACUAGUCUCAAGGAACUACUACUGGCCCGGGAUCCGUGCCGAUACUUACUGGCAUGUGGACUCCUGCGAAACCUGUCAACGAAUAAGGAAGCCCAAGUACGCGUCAAUACCCCCACAACCCCUGGAACUUCCCUCACGUCCCUGGCAAUAUGUGUCGUACGAUAUGAUAGUAGACCUACCAAAGGACGGGAGCAAUGACUCUAUCUUGGUUAUUGUGGACAGCUUCACUAAGUACGGGAUCUUCAUCAAAUGCUCCAAAAAGCUCAAGGCACCCAAGCUGGCGGAAUUAUUCUUGGAACACGUGUGGAAACGGCAUGGGAUGCCUGAGAAAACGGUCUCGGAUAGGGGAAGGGUCUUCAACAACAAAUUCCUAAGGGCACUGUACAAACGCCUGGGAAUUGAUCCUCACUUCUCCUCAGCGUAUCAUCCCCAGAGCGACGGCCAAACGGAACGAGUCAACCCGUCCAUCGAACACUUCCUGAGGGCGUAUUCAGGGUGA
This is a messenger RNA of Rhizoctonia solani, 2535 nucleotides long. Its product is annotated as Retrotransposable element Tf2 protein. Gene Ontology annotation, biological process: DNA integration. The record is from RefSeq and is a predicted model, not a curated record. Gene Ontology annotation, molecular function: nucleic acid binding. The transcript has a single exon. NCBI's taxonomy places the organism in Eukaryota, Fungi, Basidiomycota, Agaricomycetes, Cantharellales, Ceratobasidiaceae. Bases 1 to 2535 code for a protein of 844 amino acids.